AUGGCAAAAGCGGGUUUUCCUGUGACAACCGAACAGUUAAUUGUGAGUGUAGAGCAAUACUUAAAGGAAAUAAAACGUCCAUGUGUCUUAUUCAACCAUGGAAGACCAGGUAGAACAUGGGUAAAGGCCAUUAUUCGGAGAAAUCCAACCAUUUCCAAGAGGAUAUCACAAGAUUUGACAGCAUCGAGAGCCAAGGUAACAGGUGAUCACCUAUCAGAAUGGUACAAACGAGUGUAUAAGGAGUUGGAAGAUAGUGUCCAGGCCUAA
Messenger RNA from Danaus chrysippus (African queen), 267 nucleotides. The record is from the annotation of a GenBank genome assembly. Lineage: Eukaryota; Metazoa; Arthropoda; Insecta; Lepidoptera; Nymphalidae.